Molecule: messenger RNA, 918 nt
Organism: Penicillium olsonii
Lineage: Eukaryota; Fungi; Ascomycota; Eurotiomycetes; Eurotiales; Aspergillaceae
Source: the annotation of a GenBank genome assembly
AUGGAGACUCCACGCAAUCGCAAACAGCGGCGCGCAGCAGCAACUUCCACUCAUGACGAACCCGAAGUUCCCAUGGCCCAUCCGCCGCGCAACGAUCCAACCCAAAACAAACCGACCGUCGAAAAAACGUUAUAUGACAUCAUCGCGGAGCGACAACACGGGCAGAACAAGAAGGGAGGCAAGAUCCCCGCAGCUGCGGAAGGAUUAGGAAUUCCCUCUCAGUCAGGGGGGACGCGAUUCGUCACGGUCGAUGCGUCCGGAGAACUGGUAGACACCCACGGGGACAUCAACGACCACCUCUCAGAAACCUCUAAGAGCAAAUCUGGCAAAGCAACAUCGACACCGAAGACAGCCUCUCAGCCCGGACCCGAAUCAGAGGCAGAGGCUGUAGUUGACAAGCCACUUCCACCAUUCCUCGACACCAUACUCCUUUCUCUGCCGCUCACCACUCUCCACCUCACAUUGAGCUUCCUAGCAUCGCAUCAAUACGCCGAAACCACCGACGUCCCAAAACUCAUAAAAGACUCCGUCACAACUGCUUUCCCCCUCCUGACCCUGUUUGUUCACCUAGCGCAUGGACACAUCAUCUCCUUCGGGAAGCGCAAGUCGGAGAAUCAAACGCCAGAACCGUCUUUAUUCCCGUUGACGGCAGAUAAGCUCAAUGUCACGUUCCUUCGAAAAUUGGUUUUCCCUCCCGCGUUGCGGACUUUCGUUUUUCUGCCUGUGGCUGCCAUGCUAGGCGCGCAUCUGAUCGCUAUCACCAACGGCGAACCUUACUAUGCGGUCAUGAAGAAGGCCCCGGCUGUCGGUACCAUUUGGAUCUGGUGCAUUCUAGAGCUGUCUUUCGGGGCAGCCGUGCUUGGGGCCAUGGGCCCUUUGAUUUGGGGAGUUUGGUGGAUGGAUUAUGGCAUCUUUUGA